CAACUCCGGGACCUUCCACAAAUAUUCCCCAAAGAUAGCCAAGAUCCCGGGCAACCCUGAGUUCCUAUUGGCUGCCCCAUUUCCACCACCACCACCUCUCUCUCUCUCCUACACUUUCUCACUCUAAACCAACCCUCCACAGCCCUCCACCACCACCACCACCACUUCGAACUCAAUUCUUGAACACCCUUUUCACCUUUAAGGAUAGAGAAACAAUGAUAAAGUUAUUGCACGCAAAAAGGGUUCUUUUAAAAUUAGAUUUCUGAAACAAUCCAGAAUCCAAUUUCUGUUCUCAGAUCUGAAAUUCUGAGAAAGCCCAGAACCCCUUGAUAUUCGGGCCGGGUUUUGAGUUUGAUGAAUAACAGCAGCGGCCGUGAAGAAGACCGGAAACAAACGCAGCAGAAUAUGCAGACCGGGUCCGGUCUGACCCGGUACCGGUCCGCCCCGAGCUCCUACUUCUCCGAGCUGUUGAACAGCCCCGCCGGCGGAUUCGGAGCCGACGACUUCGCGCAGCUUUUUAAUCCACGCGCCUCCAGCCCCGAGACUCAGAGAAUCUUCUCCAGAUUCAUGAAUGGCUCCGACGACGCCGACGACAACAAUUUCCCCCCCAAUACGACGUCGUCCUCCCAAUUCCUCUCGCCGGCCAAGCCCGAGCUCGAUCACGCGCCGCCACCGCCGCCGCCGCAGAGUAACGACUAUUCUUAUCAAACCAAGCCCUGGCCGAGCUCGUUUACCCAAUCGCGCGUAGGCCAGAUCAAAUUAGAAGCCGCCGCCGCCGCCGGCGGCGGCCUGAUUCGGCAUAGCAGCUUGCCCGUUGGAUUCUUGGCCAACGUAAACGUCGAAUCUGAGUUUGAAACGACGAGAGAAGCAUCGUUUUCCACCGCCGCCAGAUUCAAUUCCCAAAUCGACUUCUCCUCUUCUUCCGGCGGCGGCGGCGGCGGCGACAAUCCUCGCCCCGACGACGACGGAAGUCGCGGCAACGAGGACAGCUACAUUGCGGAUUACAUCAAUUUUUGGGAAGAUUCGGACAAUUUCCUCGAAACAAUUGUCGAUACUAAGGAAAUUAAACCGUGUCCGAGCUCGAAUGAUCAGGGCAAUGAAGGUCCGAGGAAUCACUCCGGGACGAUGUUGUCUCAUCAUCUAAGCCUCCCUAAAAGGGCAUCGGCUGAGCUAUCGAUGGAAAAGUUUCUUCAGGACAGCGUCCCAUGUAAGAUUAGGGCAAAACGUGGCUGCGCUACGCAUCCACGAAGCAUAGCCGAAAGGGUGAGGAGAACAAAAAUCAGCGAGCGAAUCCGGAAGCUGCAAGAACUCGUGCCUAAUAUGGAGAAGCAAACGAGUACUUCGGAUAUGCUCGAUUUAGCCGUCGACUACAUUAAGGAUCUGCAGAAACAAGUGAAGACACUUUCGGACAGCAAAGACAAGUGUUCCUGCCCUGCUAAACACGCAUAAGGUUUUUAUCUGUAAGUAAGUUACACUAGGCAAAUUCUGUAUAUGAUAUAUUCUAUUGAAGGUGGAUCGAUUGGACAUAAUUUCACCUUUGACAUCAACUUUCUCUAUCUUAGUGUGCACUGUCGGGUAGCAGCUGCGAAUUCUCAUGUUAUUAAAAAAUUAAAGAAAAAAAAUGAUUUGAUUUGAUUUAAUGAUGUUAACAACCAUGGAAAUGGAGACAAAUUUUUAUUGAUUAUUGGUAA
Andrographis paniculata is the source of this 1691-nucleotide messenger RNA. Its product is annotated as transcription factor bHLH80-like. Gene Ontology annotation, biological process: regulation of transcription by RNA polymerase II. The transcript has 7 exons. Gene Ontology annotation, cellular component: nucleus. Gene Ontology annotation, molecular function: DNA-binding transcription factor activity, RNA polymerase II-specific; RNA polymerase II cis-regulatory region sequence-specific DNA binding; protein dimerization activity. NCBI's taxonomy places the organism in Eukaryota, Viridiplantae, Streptophyta, Magnoliopsida, Lamiales, Acanthaceae. The coding region runs from base 355 to 1449 and encodes 364 amino acids. The record is from RefSeq and is a predicted model, not a curated record.